Molecule: messenger RNA, 997 nt
Organism: Lindgomyces ingoldianus
Lineage: Eukaryota; Fungi; Ascomycota; Dothideomycetes; Pleosporales; Lindgomycetaceae
Exons: 1
Coding region: 26-949 (307 amino acids)
Source: RefSeq, a predicted model, not a curated record
CUCCUCUCGAGACAGAAGAAGCACGAUGAUUGAUCUCUCCCUGCUCUUAGAUGGUUUUGACGAAAGCCUCGCCAACAGUCUCGAUGAUUCUGGCAAGUACGAUGUGACGAUACGACUUCUCUGCUCAACAGUACGAAGAUACAACAACAUUUACAGAGAACUUGAGCGCCUUAAAGAGUCAACAGGCUUUAACAAGCCAUUUCCGAUCCUGCGCCUCCCUCGAGAGAUUCGCGACAAGAUAUACACCUACAGUCUGCGCGCCGCAAUCUCAGUUGACGUAAUACCGCGAUUGUCUUACAUUCACACCGCUGAUAAUCCCUUUAAGCCUCCAACAUCAGGCCUACUCCGCGUGAAUAAGCAGGUCUAUCACGAAGCCAUUGAAAUAUUAUAUUCAAAGAAUAUUUUCAGGUUCCAGAAGCCGGGACAGCUAUUUGCUUUUGAACAACAGAUCGGGUUGGAGAGUCUCAAGCGAGUGAGGAGUAUAUGUAUUUGGAUCAGAUUCCCUAUGGAAGACGAAGCAGUCCCGGACCCGAGAUACUUGCCGCGAUCGGAAUACGAUAGCGUCCCAUCUCAUUGGACCGCGGCUUUGAAGGCAUGUGGUCUAAAGCAAAUCGUGCAUCUAUAUAUUGAGGCGGAGAUGAUCCUGUCUCCUCCAUUGUCUUUGCUUCCUAUGCCUAAGGACCUGCAGGUAUGCAUUGAGGAAUUUCUUGGAAGGGUGGCAGACAAUAAAGUCCCACACCUUUCGCUAAAGGGAUUCAGGGAGGAGGAAAGGGAGAAAUUUCCUAAGAGGUGGGAGGUUGUAAUGGAUCAGUGGGAUGACUACAAGGAAGAAUUUGAAGCAUUGCAGAGGGAAUUGGAGGAAUUAGAGGCAUGUUCUGACACGCAAUGGAAUUUCAGUCCUGGGACUUUUGAAGGAGAGGGGUUGGAUGAUGAACAACAAAUGCCCUAGCCUUGCUUGCCAACAUAUUUACACCCUGUAGUUCCUAGUACCGCAGGU